Messenger RNA from Phycodurus eques (leafy seadragon), 8797 nucleotides. It is a transcript of the gene tnfrsf21, whose product is annotated as tumor necrosis factor receptor superfamily, member 21. Gene Ontology annotation, cellular component: membrane. Lineage: Eukaryota; Metazoa; Chordata; Actinopteri; Syngnathiformes; Syngnathidae. Gene Ontology annotation, biological process: cell surface receptor signaling pathway; negative regulation of myelination; oligodendrocyte apoptotic process. Bases 324 to 8492 code for a protein of 2722 amino acids. Gene Ontology annotation, molecular function: G protein-coupled receptor activity; protein binding. The record is from RefSeq and is a predicted model, not a curated record. The transcript has 49 exons.
UCGGCAGCGAGAGGACAGCGCCGCACUGCUCACUCAACAAGCGUGCACGGGGCGAGGCGGCGAUCCCCGCGUGGCCCUCAUCCGGCACCGCAAUGGAAAUGACCACAGCGUUCUUUGUGAGAGCAGCCCUCAUCCCUUCCUACCUUCAACCGCUCCAUCUGGGGACCCAGACAAUAAAACACUGCAGCUGAGUGGCUUCUCUCCUCCGGAGUGCACUGAGGAGGAGGAGGAUGAAGAGCAGAGACACCCAGAGAAGUGUUUGUCUUGUCAACUUGCACAUGGACGUUUGUUUGACCCCCAUCUGAGUUCUGUACAUCGACACAAUGUCCGCCAUGUGUAUUUCUGCAGCGGUGCUGUGGACAUUGCUGGUUGAAAUCUCAGCACGGGUUUUGACCACAACUGACCCAGCUGAUCUGCCCCUCCUCUCUCAACGCCACUAUCAAUACAAAAACCCAGAUUCUGGCUCCCAGUUGGUCUGUGACAAGUGUCCGGCAGGUACCUAUGUGUCUGUCCACUGUUCUCUAACUGCUGUUAGGGAGUGCAGCCCGUGCCCUGAAGGUACUUUCACACGAGGUGAGAACGGUGUUGCGCAAUGCCAUCACUGUGGGGCUCUAUGUCCUGCAGGCCUCUUUGAAAAAGUACCCUGCACUACCACCCAGGACCGUGUGUGUACGUGCCCCCCGAACAGCUUCCUGUUGAUGGAAGGUGUCACAGAGUGUAAGCCCUAUUCGCUGUGCCCUCCUGGGACAAGGGUGAAAAAGCGGGGUAGUGAAACAGAAGAUGUUAUUUGUAAGCCGUGCACCAAAGGAACUUUCUCCAAUGCGGAAUCAAGUGCGCUCAAGUGCCGAGCCCAUGCGGACUGCCGAGCUCAGGGGUUGACGCUGCUCAUAGCGGGGACAAGAGAGACUGAUAAUCUCUGUGGACCCCUGUCUACAGACCCCUCAUCUGCAUCUUCCUCCACAGCCACUGCACAAGGACAAGAAUUAGUGACAUCGGAAUCUUCCUCGUCACCAUUAGAUCACAAAGGCAUCAACAGCCGUUCAGCUGCCAUUCAAUUUAGGGAAAACCAAGGUGGGAAACUAGAGGGUAUAAUUCGCAGUCGUGCAACAAGCACCAUUCCAGCAAUCUGUGACACCCCUCACACUUCACCUCCCACAGCCCGAAAACAUCUGGUGCAUCGCAAGCAACCUUGGGACGAACCAAAUUCCAACACCUUGCAUGGGCCCAACAAGCGGACAAUAGAAGGAUUCGACGGUUCAGAGGUCAGGGUUGGGAUGGGAAUCAGUAAGAUUGCUGUGCAGUCGAACAGAGACAGAGUUUCCAAUUACAACCGUCCCACUCGAAGAGGAUCCCCACGGCCGAGCACUCGUGAUCACUUCGAUAUAAACGAGCACCUCCCCUGGAUGAUUGUCCUGCUGCUCCUGCUCGUUCUGGUGGUGAUUGUGAUGUGCAGUGUGAAACGGAGUUCCCAUGUGCUGAAGAAAGGCCCAAUGCAGGACCCGAGCAGUAUCGUGGAAAGGGCAAUUCAGAAGAAACCAUCUGUGCCCUCUGGACAGGUCAAAGAGAAGUGGAUCUAUUACUCUAAUGGACAAGGAGUGGACAUUCUAAAACUGGUUGCAGCUCAGGUGGGCCCCCAGUGGAUUGACAUUUAUCAGUCGCUGGCCAACGCCACAGAGCGGGAAGUGGCAGCCUUCUCCAGUGGCUACUCGUCAGAUCACGAGCGGGCAUACGCUGCGCUGCAGCACUGGACCAUUCGGGACAGUGAUCCCAAUCUGGCCAAGCUGAUCAACGCCUUGCACCGACAGCGCCGUAUCGACGUGGUGGAGAAGAUCAGACUGGUCAUGGAGGACAAUCCCCAGUUUGACAUAAACCAGCUGAUGACAUCCGUGAAUGUAAGCCAAAGCCUCAGUCCCAUUCACAAGCCUCCUGAGUCUCCCAGCAGCAUUGGCGGCAGUGCUGUCGGUGUAGAGCAGUCGCCGGUGGACCGUACCAAAGGCUUCUUCCACGAUGAGUCGGAACCGCUGCUCCGUUGUGACUCCACCUCCAGCAAAGACUCUGCUCUUAGCAGGAACGGUUCAUUCAUCACUAAAGAAAUGGCAAUAUUUAAGAAUGGCAUUAUCAUUGUUCUCCUCGGGGUAACACUCUGUAUUCUGGAAACGGGAAACGUCGUCAAAUUGUCAAGCCUUUUGUCACCGGUACGCUCCGGAGAACAACACAUCAGUAGGGAGAAAAGGGAUGAGCCGCUUGGCGAGUAUGAGUAUGAAGUGUCCAUUGAGCUAAAUGUGACAAGUGUUGAGACAGUGGACUAUCUUCGCAGCCUGUUGGACAACAGUAGCUUGUCUCUGUCUUUGGGUCCCACAGUAAAUCUGACAGACAUUGACAUCACCACAGUUUGCUACAGCAAUGGGAGCAACUUCCAGUGCAGAUGUGAGGAAGACUUUUUUUGGCCAUAUGACAACUGUGAGACAUAUCAAGCCUGUGAUGAGAUCGUUGAUGAUACCUGCACAUGUAUCAACAGUAUCCCCCCCGAAGGGCAAUAUUGCCUUCCAAAGACAGGCACACCACGGUUUUCAACCUUCUUGAGCACAACAACAUCUCUAUCCUCCUCAACAACAACAAAGGCAGGAUUGGGCUCUUCCACCACAUUAAUCACAGCAACAACUGGAAUACAAACAACGGUGAUAAUGCCUCCAUUUGUUCAUGAAUACCUCAUCUCUAUCGAGUUGAAUACCACAGACAUGGGUGUGAUAAACCUACUGAGGAACAUUCUGAGAAAUACCAGUUAUCCCAUACAUAUCAACAGCUACUCAAAGUUCUCUACCAUCAACAUAACUACAGUUUGCAGUCCAAGCAGUGAUGGUUUCCAGUGCAUAUGUGAGGAUCACUAUCGUUGGUCAUGUAACCAGUGUUUCCUGCAUGGAUCAUGUGACAACAUCACUAAUGACACAUGUGGAUGCAUCAAUGCCAUUCCCUCUGGUGGACAAUAUUGCCAAUCAGUCGAUCAACACAACUUUACAUCUUGUCCUGUUACAACAACGUCGCCAACAUCUCCUCCAUUGGAUCAUGAAUACCUCAUAUCUAUUGAGCUUAGCACCACAGAUAUGAGUGUGAUAGCCCUGCUCAGGAGCAUUCUGAGAAACACCUUUUAUCCCAUAGACAUCAACAGCUACUCAAAAAUCUCUGCUCUCAACAUAACUACGGUUUGCAGUCCAAGCAGUGUUGGUUUCCAGUGCAUAUGUGAGGAUCACUAUCAUUGGUCAUGUGACCAGUGUUUCCUCCAUGGACCAUGCGACAACAUCACUAAUGACACAUGUGGCUGCAUCAAUGCCAUUCCCUUUGAUGGACAAUAUUGUCAAUCUGUCGAUCUACAGAACUUUACAGCUUGUCCAGUUACAACAUCUCCAACAACAUCUCCUGUAUUUGAUCAUGAAUACCUCAUCUCUAUCGAGGUCAGCACCACAAAUAUGAGCGUGAUAAACCUACUGAGAAACAUUCUGAGAAACACCAGUUAUCCCAUAUACAUCAACAGCUACUCAGAAAUCUCUGACAUCAACAUAACGACAGUUUGCAGUCCAAGCAGUAAUGGUUUCCAGUGCACGUGUGAGGGUCCGUUUCGUUGGUCAUGUGACCAGUGUCUCCUGCAUGGAUCAUGUGACAACAUCACAAAUGACACAUGUGGAUGCAUCAAUGCCAUUCCCUCUGGUGGACAAUAUUGCCAAUCUGUGGAUCAAUACAACUUUACAGCUUGUCCUGUUCCAACAAUGUCUCCAACAACAUCUCUUCCAUUUCAUCAUGAGUACCACAUCUCUAUUGAACUAAACACCACAGAUAUGAGCGCAAUAAACUUAUUAAGGAGCAUUCUGAGAAACACCAGUUAUCCCAUAGACAUCAACAACUACUCAAAAGUCUCUGACAUCAACAUAACGACAGUUUGCAGUCCAAGCAGUGACGGUUUUCAGUGCAGAUGUGAGGAUCAGUAUCGUUGGUCAUGUGACCAGUGUUUUCUGCAUGGAUUAUGUGACAACAUCACAGAUGACACAUGUGGAUGCAUCAAUGCCAUUCCCUCUGGUGGACAAUAUUGCCAAUCUGUGGAUCAAUACAACUUUUCAUCUUGUCCUGUUCCAACAAUGUCUCCGACAACAACAUCUCUUCCAUUUUAUCAUGAGUACCACAUCUCUAUUGAACUAAACACCACAGAUAUGAGCGCGAUAAACCUAUUAAGGAGCAUUCUGAGAAACACCAGUUAUCCCAUAGACAUCAACAACUACUCAAAAGUCUCUGACAUCAACAUAACGACAGUUUGCAGUCCAAGCAGUGACGGUUUUCAGUGCAGAUGUGAGGAUCAGUAUCGUUGGUCAUGUGACCAGUGUUUUCUGCAUGGAUUAUGUGACAACAUCACAGAUGACACAUGUGGAUGCAUCAAUGCCAUUCCCUCUGGUGGACAAUAUUGCCAAUCUGUGGAUCAAUACAACUUUUCAUCUUGUCCUGUUCCAACAAUGUCUCCGACAACAACAUCUCUUCCAUUUUAUCAUGAGUACCACAUCUCUAUUGAACUAAACACCACAGAUAUGAGCGCGAUAAACCUAUUAAGGAGCAUUCUGAGAAACACCAGUUAUCCCAUAGACAUCAACAACUACUCAAAAGUCUCUGACAUCAACAUAACGACAGUUUGCAGUCCAAGCAGUGACGGCUUUCAGUGCAGAUGUGAGGAUCAGUAUCGUUGGUCAUGUGACCAGUGUUUCUUGCAUGGAUUAUGUGACAACAUCACAGAUGACACAUGUGGAUGCAUCAAUGCCAUUCCUCCUGGUGGACAAUAUUGCAAAUCUGCUGAUCAACACAGCACUCCUCAUUGUCCCAGCACAACUACUACUUUUUCUACAACAUACACAACUCAAUCAACACCAACAACUGUAAAAAAUACAACGACAACUCUAUCAACAACGCGAACAACUGUAACAAUUCCACCAGAAACAACAUCUCCUCCAUUUGUUUAUGAAUACCUCAUUUCUAUUGAGCUCAGCACCACAGAAAUGAGUGUGACAACCCUGGUUAGGAACAUUCUGAGAAAUAUCAGUUUUCCCAUCAGCAUCAACAACUACUCAAACAUCUCUGAUAUCAACAUAACUACAGUUUGCAGUCCAAGCAGUAAUGGUUUCCAGUGCCGAUGUGAGGAUCAUUACCGUUGGUCAUGUGACCAGUGUUUCAUGUAUGGAUUAUGUGACAACAUCACAAAUAACACAUGUGGAUGCAUCAAUGCUAUUCCUCCUGGUGGACAAUAUUGCCAACCUGCUGAUCAACACAACGAUACUUUCUGUCCCAGCACAACAACAGCUACUUUUCCUACAAUGUCUACAACUCUAUCAACACCAACAACUGUAACAAAUACGACAACUCUAUCAACACCAAGAACUGUAACAAAUACUACGACAACUAUAUCAACACCAACAACUGUAAUAAAUACUACGACAGCUCUAUCAACAACAACAACAACUAUUAAAAAUACUACGACAACUCAAACACUACCAACAACAACAAGAGAAACAAUAAACAAGACUACAACUACCACGAAGGCUACCACUACGAAAACCUCCACCACCACCACCAGUACAACCUUGAAGACCACUCCUGAAAUAACAGUAUUCAAUUUAGAAAUGUCCAUCAAGUUCGAAAAAGAGUACACGUCAGAAUUGAGCGAUCAAACAAGCUCUGGUUACAAGAACUUUGAGUCUCAAAUCAUUAAUGUGUUACGUGGCCAAUAUGGAGGACUCGCAGGAUUCAUUAAUGUUUUUGUGAUGGCUUUCAGUCCAGGAAGUGUGAUUGCAGAUUUUGUUGUUGAAACAUCACAAAUUGACACUGAGAAACUUACUAAGGUGAAUCAAGGACUCCCUGAAGCAAUGAAAGACAUUGCUCCUGUCCUUGGCCCUGUCACUGCCCGUUACCAUAGUUCAACUGAAAUCACAUUUCCAACUGUGACAUAUACUGGAAGGUCAAUGACAUUGACAUGUGAUCCCACUUCUGAGGGUAUUAAUUUGGGAAGGAUCACUGAAGCUAAAUGGAAAUUAAAUGGACGGGAAAUCAAAGAUAGUGGACGAAUUCAAAUAAUUGUAACUGCUACAGUAUCCAAUCUAAUAAUUAAUAACGUGAUUCUUGCUGAUGCUGGUCUUUAUGAAUGUAAUAUGAUGGCCAGUGCUCUGACUUUUCUGCAAAUGGGAAAUUCAGCAAAAAUCAGACAAGCUCCAAAUGUGAAAACAUCGGGUAAAGUCAAUGUUAAGUGUGCAGAUGGAGAGACACAUCCACUUCAGUGUUGUGUGCAGUCAACCUAUACUAUCAGGUGGUUUCAGGGCACCAGUACUUUAAACUCAGAGACAAAUAAUGAUGGAGAAAGCAACUGCAUUUUGUACAAAUACAGUUUGAGUGGCUGCAGAGAUUCAUCACCCCGAGAAUUGAGAUUUACAUGUAGAGUACUAAAUGAAGCAGAAGAAUUUGAAGAGACAACAACAAUGAUCAUUUUUAAUGCCAAUUUCGUAUGUAGUAAUUCACUGUAUGGGAACGGACGACCAGGUGACAACGCAACCAUAGCAUGUGAUCCUGGUCAAGAGGGGAACAGGACAGCAAUAUGCAGGGAUACAGGGGAAUGGAGUCUUUUGGAAGACAAUUGCAUUGUGACUGAAAUUAAGGAAUUGCUAAUCGAAUCUGAGGAUUUGGUUGAAGAGGAAGUGCCACAAUUUGUAGCAGAACUUAAUGAUGUCGUCCAGAAUGAAAAACAAGACAUUACGAAUUCAUCUGCAACCAUAUCAGCUAUUGUUGACAUCCUGAAUACCAUCGCCGUUGUUUCUAAUAAAGUGAAUGAAACUGUCAUGCAGAAUGUGCUGGAAACAGUUGACGUCCUCGUUGGUGACGAUGCAAGACAAUCUUGGGAAUUUCUGAGAGAAACUCGCCGCAAUGACAGCUCACAAUUGCUUAAUUCAAUGGAGAUUAUCUCUGAUGAAUUAGAUGGGGAGUUUGCCAUCAGAACCGGAUUAAUUCUGCUCAACACAACAAAGUUCAAUGACUCCUUUAUGUCAGACUUCAACUCCAGCGUUGUCAUUGAUAUUCCAAACACCAACAGUACCAAUCUCGUCAUCACCACCAUUGUUUUCUCCACCCUCGAUAAUGUCCUGCCAACACGGAACGCCAGUUUUAACAGCACCCUUACAGAUACCAACAGCACAUCUGUUUCCUUUAAUGACACCAUUAAUGCUGCAGUGGCACUUGUCAGAGUAAAAACAGAGAUUCAGAAUGUCAGUCUGAGUUUCAAAAAGCAGAACGACUCCCUGACACAGAAUCCACAGUGCGUCUUUUGGAACUUCACCCUUUUUGACAAUUUGGGUGCUUGGGAUGAUGAGGGUUGCACGUUAGUUUCCGAUAUAAACAAUACAGUGACCUGCAACUGUGACCACCUCACCUCUUUCUCAAUUCUGAUGGCAACAGAUAUCCCUGAAUCAAUACGAGUUGCUUUGGAUAUUAUCACAUAUAUAGGAGUCAGCAUAUCUCUGGCAAGUCUCGUCAUAUGUCUCAUUAUUGAAGGAUAUGUUUGGAAAGCCUUGACUAGAAACAGCACUGCGUUCAUGCGCCACAUGUGCAUUGUGAACACUGCCCUGUCUUUGCUGAUCGCAGACAUUUGUUUCAUAAUUGCUGCUGCUUAUGCCAAGAACCCACUUGAAACCCCAGGAGAAGACCAUAAGGUUCCACUGGGACCAUGUACCACAGCAACUUUUUUUAUGCACUUUUUCUACCUGGCUCUCUUCUUCUGGAUGCUUGUGUCAGGUCUUCUUCUGUUCUACCGAACCGCCAUGGUCUUCUCCCAUAUGUCCAAAUCAACCAUGAUGGCUAUUGGCUUUGUUUUGGGCUACGUGUGCCCUCUUAUAAUAGCUGUUAUUACUGUUGCUGUCACUGCCCCAGGAAAAGGAUACAUCAAGGAAGAAGAUGCAUGUUGGCUGAAUUGGUAUAAGACCAAAGCCCUACUGGCUUUGGUGAUACCGGCAUUGGCUGUAGUUUUUAUAAACAUUUUGAUUACAAUCGUGGUCUUGUUCAAAAUGCUGAGAAGAGGUGUAGGAGAUGCAACCACUACUGAUGAAAAGUACACACUGGUUGUCGUUGCCAGAUGUGUGAUCAUUUUGACUCCCUUAUUUGGACUCACAUGGUCUUUGGGAGUGGGAACCAUAAUAUCAUCCACAAAUGAGGGGAUCCACAUUGCUUUUGCCUUCUUCAAUUCUCUCCAGGGUUUCUUUAUUUUAGUGUUUGGGACGCUGCUGGAUUCCAAGAUCCGAGCCAUUCUCGCCAAAAAACAACCUGUAUCAAGCUCAGGCUCUGGCUCCAAUCAAACUGCAAGUACAAGCGGUGGUAUUUCUUCAUUGAGUGGUCUAAAAUGGCUUGGAAAACUUCGCGGGAAAAGAUAUAUCUACAAUGUGUCAGAAGCUGCAAACUCAAGCAGCUCUGGUGGCUCUGAGUAAUUCUCCAAUAUCUGAAUAACAUCAACAAUCACUCAGAAAAUGAGCUUUGCUACAGAUUUAAGAAAUCAAACUGCAGUGAGUCAUUUCCAAUUGUUGUUUUGCUACAAUACAGUGGCAUAAAUACCUGGCAUGCAUUCGCUUAAUAACCUAUCCUAGUAUUGUGCUGAAUAUACGGUUUUAAAGUCAGCUUCAGUUAUAUUAAAACGUAGAAUAAUAAAACACCUUAGCUUUGAUGGGAUGUGACAAUGCAUUUCGUGAUGCUGAUCCUCAUUUGUAAAAAAGCCAAAUAAAACGUUAAAUCUGGA